UUCCCCUGAUCCGCGGACUACGGUUGCAGCCAUGUCGGAGACCGCGCCCGUCGCCGCCCCCGCUGUGUCUGCUCCCGGUGCUAAGGCCGCCGCCAAGAAGCCGAAGAAGGCGGCGGGCGGCUCGAAGGCCCGGAAGCCCGCGGGCCCCAGCGUCACCGAGCUGAUCACCAAGGCUGUGUCCGCCUCUAAGGAGCGCAAGGGGCUCUCCCUCGCCGCGCUCAAGAAGGCGCUGGCCGCUGGUGGCUACGAUGUGGAGAAGAACAACAGCCGCAUCAAGCUGGGGUUGAAGAGCCUCGUCAACAAAGGUACCCUGGUGCAGACCAAGGGCACCGGUGCUUCUGGUUCUUUUAAGCUCAACAAGAAGCCAGGCGAGACAAAGGAGAAAGCAACUAAGAAAAAGCCGGCAGCCAAGCCCAAGAAGCCGGCAGCCAAGAAGCCUGCCAGCGCUGCCAAGAAGCCCAAAAAAACAGCAGUGAAGAAAAGUCCCAAGAAAGCGAAGAAGCCGGUGGCUGCUGCUGCCAAGAAGGCUACUAAGAGCCCUAAGAAGGCUGCUAAGGCAGGUCGCCCUAAGAAGGCAGCAAAGAGCCCGGCUAAAACCAAGGCCGUGAAGCCCAAAGCAGCCAAACCUAAAGCAGCCAAGCCCAAAGCUGCCAAGGCAAAGAAGGCGGCGCCCAAAAAGAAGUAAAAAGACUGAGAAGCAAUUACAGUCUACUCAUUUAAAUAAACCCAAAGGCUCUUUUAAGAGCCACCCA
Molecule: messenger RNA, 752 nt
Organism: Pezoporus occidentalis (night parrot)
Lineage: Eukaryota; Metazoa; Chordata; Aves; Psittaciformes; Psittacidae
Product: histone H1
Exons: 1
Coding region: 32-685 (217 amino acids)
Biological process (GO): negative regulation of DNA recombination; chromosome condensation; nucleosome assembly
Cellular component (GO): nucleus; nucleosome
Molecular function (GO): double-stranded DNA binding; nucleosomal DNA binding; structural constituent of chromatin
Source: RefSeq, a predicted model, not a curated record